UUCUUUCGGGCAUCCAUAUCCAAAUACACUCCCUUCUCUUCUUCAUCAGUUUCUGUUUCAAGGAAGGAAAAAAAAUCCCAUUCUUUUCCUAUCUUCGGCUUUUCAUCGAACAGGAGCUAUGAUUCGUCUGUUUAAAGUAAAGGAAAAGCAGAGAGAACUUGCUGAAAAUGCAAAUGGGGGAGCUCCUACCAAAAAGCAGAGUCCAGGAGAAUUGCGUUUACACAAAGAUAUUUCUGAGCUGAACCUACCCAAAUCUUGUGCUAUAACAUUCCCUAAUGGAAAGGAUAACCUGAUGAAUUUUGAGGUUUCAAUUCGACCCGAUGAAGGAUAUUAUUUCGGUGGCACAUUUUUGUUCUCCUUUCAAGUUUCUCCAAUCUAUCCGCAUGAAGCACCCAAAGUUAAGUGCAAGACCAAGGUCUACCAUCCAAAUAUUGAUUUGGAAGGAAAUGUUUGCCUUAACAUCUUGCGUGAAGACUGGAAACCGGUGCUCAAUAUAAAUACUGUAAUCUAUGGACUGUAUCAUCUUUUCACGGAACCAAAUUACGAGGAUCCCCUCAACCAUGAAGCUGCUGCAGUGUUGAGGGAUAACCCAAAGAUAUUUGAAUCUAAUGUGAGGAGGGCUAUGUCUGGUGGGUAUGUUGGUCAAAACUUUUUUCCCCGGUGUAUCUAGCUUUUGCAAGGUACCUGAAACUGCAAAUGCACACGUCAUCAAAACUUGAGUUUCUGCGGGUUGUAUAACUUUUCACUGUAGUUUUCUUUAUGCUAUUGUAUGUUUAUGUGGCAUAUAUCAUUUUAAUGUGGAACUAGGAUAGAGUUGAUCGUCUGAAUUUAAUGCACUUAUUAUGAUAUUCUC
Molecule: messenger RNA, 853 nt
Organism: Hibiscus syriacus
Lineage: Eukaryota; Viridiplantae; Streptophyta; Magnoliopsida; Malvales; Malvaceae
Product: NEDD8-conjugating enzyme Ubc12
Exons: 6
Coding region: 119-670 (183 amino acids)
Biological process (GO): protein neddylation
Cellular component (GO): nucleus
Molecular function (GO): NEDD8 transferase activity
Source: RefSeq, a predicted model, not a curated record